AUGGUGCGUUGGAAGGAUAUCAAACUCGAGCAAUUCCGACAUUCGACCGCCAAUGUCGGCAACCCUGAACUGGCGAUAGCUGGACAGUCAGUCGGUCUUGACCUUGUGCUCUUCUAUAUCCAGUUCUAUAGCUACAAUGUCGAGGCGGUAUUGACAUUCUUCUGGGCUAUUGCCCUCACGCAAUCCAUCUUUCAACUAGAACCUAUCAAAUCAAUGCGCCACCGAGCCAACUAUAUUGCUAAAGCUACUGCGGUUCUUCUACCUGCCUUGCUGAUGGGCAUCCUUCGAGUCGAUGCAGUUCAGAAGCAAGCGGUUCCGUUCCUGCUUCUUGCCGAUGGGAUCAUGGGGUUUUGCCUCAGUGGAAGUGGCGUCCUCCUCAUAGUCAUAUUAGUAAAAUACAUCCACACGCGCCGCAAUCUCCUGUCAUGGAACGUAGGUUAUGGGCAACAUUCGAAUAGUACCAAAAGCAGCGGUACUCUGGUCAUCGAUACCAGCACGGGAAAACGUCGUCAGAGCAUCUACGACAGAUGGCUUGUUGUACGCUUCAGUAUAGCGUUCGUAGCUCUGGCAAUCUUUCAGGUCGUCACGAUCAUGUUUCAAGUGUCUUCGGCGCGGCAGAAUAGUCGUGAUUUCUUGAAUGAUGGCCCGGAUCUUAGCACGGAGCGUCUUCACUCGGACCUGAUUCUCUUUUUACCUGGCGUGUCUGCAAGUCUGUUAACCUUCGUUGUUUUCGGCACAACGAAAACAUUCCGAGAUUACAUGGUAACGAAACUGAUACCGAGGCGCCUCCGCAAGUGGGGGAGGAGGAGGAGCAGACAGCCGUCUCCUCGACAGACACGAUUAUCACAAGCGUUCUCGCAGAGGAGCGCUCCGUACCCUCCUCGGCUCUCCCUUGACACGUAUAUUGGCAGCGAUCUCGAGGUGUACACUCCGACCGGAGAUGGGAAUGGCAUUCAGUUACGAGAAUUGAAUGCCGAUGGCUCAAGGAAGGCCGGCGAGGAUGAUCUACAUCCAUUAGUGCACGCCCCAAGUAGGCCUGAAAACGUGUAUUUUUAUCCAAAACAAUAG
Messenger RNA from Colletotrichum truncatum, 1068 nucleotides. RefSeq names its product glycoside hydrolase. NCBI's taxonomy places the organism in Eukaryota, Fungi, Ascomycota, Sordariomycetes, Glomerellales, Glomerellaceae. The record is from RefSeq and is a predicted model, not a curated record.